Messenger RNA from Micropterus salmoides (largemouth bass), 2861 nucleotides. Its product is annotated as solute carrier family 22 member 4-like. Gene Ontology annotation, molecular function: transmembrane transporter activity. Gene Ontology annotation, cellular component: membrane. The transcript has 11 exons. The record is from RefSeq and is a predicted model, not a curated record. Gene Ontology annotation, biological process: transmembrane transport. NCBI's taxonomy places the organism in Eukaryota, Metazoa, Chordata, Actinopteri, Centrarchiformes, Centrarchidae. The coding region runs from base 476 to 2197 and encodes 573 amino acids.
UUUUUGCAAGAGGUUUCAAUAUUACCAAGAUUUUUAAAAGGAGGAGGAUGAGAGGGGGAGGAGGAGGAGAGGGGGAGUUGUCAUGUCUUAUCUGGGAUAAAGGAGGUGUGAAACCCAGAGAAAUCCUGCAGAGAGAAGCUGACACUGCUGCAACAGGAGUAUUUACAGUAUUUGUAUUCAGAGAGACAACAUAUUUGUACUUAUUGUAGUAGGUAUAGGUGGGAGAAUUGUAUUUGUUGUUAUUGCACUUUUAGUUACUCAUUGUUGUAAUAUUGCCUAUAUGUUGGUAGUUUUUACACCUAUUGUAAUAAUAGUACUGUGGCAGAGUGACUAAAUGUAGUUCUAAAAGUAUUUGUAGUAUUAAAUGCUUUACAGUCAACCUAAUUGGCAUAUAGUUACGUUUAAGAACGUAAUAAAUUGUCUGUAAAGUAAAAAAACAGUUGAAUAGAGUAGAAUAUAAGUAGAGUCCAUAAAAAUGCAGAACUACGAGGAGUCAGUGUCGUUCCUGGGGACCUGGGGCCCGUUCCAGAAGAGAGUCUUCUUCCUGCUCUGUUUUACCAUCGUUCCAUGUGGAUACAACCUCCUGUCUGUCAUCUUCCUGCUGGCUACCCCCCCACACUACUGCCACAUCCCUGCUUACAGCAACCUGAGCCAGGAGUGGAUUCAGGCCAGCAUCCCAGUACAGCAGGUGGCAGGUCAGACGGAGAGGAGCAGUUGUAGCCGGUACAAACUGGACCUGGUGCGAAACCUGUCUGCACUAGGAACCAGACCCACCCUGGACCUGGUCCACAACCUGUCGGCGCAGGGAUCAAGUCCAGAGGUCCUUGUCUCCAGCCUGAAGCAGGAGGGCUGUAAAGACGGAUGGAUCUACAGUACUGAGUACUACCAGUCCACUGUAGUCAGCGAGUUUAACCUGGUGUGCAGUGACCAGUGGAAACAACCUCUGACCUCUCUUGUCUACUUCCUGGGAGGACUGUUUGGAUGCUUUGUCUCUGGACAGAUCUCUGAUCGGUUUGGCAGGAAGCCUGUACUGUUCGGUGCCAUUACCAUUAUUAGUGUCUUCAGCAGUGCCGUGGCCUUUGCCCCGUCCUGGCCCGUCUUCAUCAUGCUCUUCUUCGUGCUGGGCAUGGGUCAGAUCACCAGCUUCAUAGUUGCAUUUGUACUGGGUUCAGAGAUCCUGAUUGGUUCAACGAGAGUUCUCUUCUCUAGCCUGUGCUUACCUUGCACUUAUGUGUUUAGUAUGAUGCUGCUGCCUGGCACUGCCCACCUGGUUAGGAGCUGGAGAUACCUGUCACUUAUCAUGGCCGUGCCAGGCCUGGCCUGUAUUCCCCUCUGGUGGUUGGUUCCAGAGUCUCCUCGUUGGUUGGUGUCUCGCGACCGUUUGCAGGAAGCAGAACUCCUGCUGAGGUCAGCAGCUCUGGAAAACAGAGUCGAAGCUCCUCAUGUCAUCUUCUUCAAUGUUGCAAAAGCAACAAACCAGAAAGGACAGUCCGUCAGCUUCCUGGACCUGCUGAGGACCCCAAACAUUCGACAUAUCACACUUAUGCUGUGGCUCAUGUGGUUUUCUUUGAGCGUAAGCUACUUUGGGCUGUCAUUCAACAUGUCUGGUCUUUAUGGCAACCCCUUCCUGAACUACUUCCUGGUUACUGCUGUUGAGCUCCCAGCGUAUGCUACCAGCUGGCUGACAGUACGCAGUCUGCCUCGCCGGCGGUCAUAUAUCAGCCUUAUUCUGCUGGGGGCACUGGCUGUGCUUCUCAUCCAGAUCACUCUGCACAGUCAUCCAACACUCACCUUGUGCCUGGUGCUGCUCGGUAAAUUUGGCAUUCUGGCCGGCUUCGGGGUGUUGUACACACUCACUGGUGAGCUGUCUCCCACAGUGAUCAGGAACACAGCAAUGUCGUCCUGUGCCAUGUCCUCCAGAGUUGGGUCCUCUGUUUCCCCAUACCUGAUGCAGCUGGCUGUAUUUUGUCAGUUCCUGCCGUGGAUCAUUGUGGGUUCUCUGUCACUGCUCAGUGUUCUGCUCUGCGUCUUCCUGCCCGAGACCUUCAAAAAGCCGCUGCCUGACACCAUGCAGCAGAUGGCGCUCACACAACGGUUCAGGUGGCCAUGGGCCUCCAUGCCUGCUCCAAAGGAUAGUGAGAAAUCAGCUAAAGACCAGACUAUGGCAUCUGAGAUCAUCUGUGCAACUCACCUAUAAUAUAAUAUCCUGACACUCAAACAAAUGUAAAAACAAAACUCUAGACAGUGAAACGACUCAACAUUUUGUUAGGAUGGUGGCGUUUCUUCCCACCAGGUGGCGACUUGGACAGGACUUGCAGAGGCUCCAGUGAUGCAUUCACUGACAUUUCAUCAAAAGUAACAACAGUUGAUAUUGUCUGUUUAAAUUCUCAGUCAUCCAGGUCAUACUUAUCCAAGGUGGGUUCAAGUCAAGGGCAACUGGACUUGGUUGUACUCAGAACUCUUGAAUGAGAAACAAAACGUCUUCAACCAACCUCAACCAGGUCCAGGCGCCCUUGAUUUUAGGCCACUCGCUAUACAGCAACGACUGUGGUGUGCAACAGCGAGACAACUAAGGCAACCAUUGCAAAAUAAGGAGUUUAACCAAUGUAAUGGUAGCAAUGCUAGCUGUAUCACCAAUAAGGUGAAUGUGAAAGUUAUUUUUAAUGUGAAUUCUGUACAGACUCCAGGUGGAAAGAUUAUUUUGCUCCUGCAGCAGUAGCAGUGGUGUUAGCAGUAGCAAUGCGAGAUUCAGAUUUUAUAACAUAAACUUACAAUUUUUGUUGUGUGUGUGUAUAUAUAAAGACGUUUUGUUUAAUUUCACCAGUAUGAUUAAGACAAAUAUAUGUAUAUUUAAUGUGAUA